AUGCAAUGGUAUUCUUUAGUUCCAAAGUCAUCGUUUCUCCUCGUGAUAUAUCUUAAUCUGACAUUAACCGUCCAUUCGUUAACAAAAUCAAUAUGCUCGUCUUACCUAAUCGCGACUGAUAUCGAUAUCCGAACACAUCAUCAAUACGUUCAACCAUGUCCUGUGUCGUACCCAUGUCAAUGUUUAUGCGACAUGGAAAACCAUCGAUUAUGGAUUGAUUGUUUUUCUCGUCACUUGCAAACAUUUCCAACAUUUGAAUACAUCGAUACAGAUCAAACAAUACUCGAAUGGAAUAUCGAUUUAGCAUUCAACUCAUUCGACAAUGUGACAAUUGCGAAAUGGUUACCUGAAAAUAUGCGUAUCCGUUACUUGAUUUUCUCAGGUUCAUUAGCUUAUGAUCUCAUAGUUCAAUUAAAUUUAACUCACAGACAUUUGAUCGAUCAAUGGCCAAACAAGAAACACUUGUUUAUCACAAACAAUGAUGGUGAUGAAGAUGAGGAAGAAGAAGAAGAAGAAGCAGAAGACGAUGACGUUGAAGAGCUUAUGAAACGUUCUAUUUCUCAAUCUGAUUAUGAAUAUACACGUCUUCUUACGGAAUUAACAUCCGAAUUACGCGAUCAAAGCAAACAAAUUCAAACGUUUGCUCUGUCUUUAGCCGAAGAGCCAUCACCCAUUUCCAUACUCUAUCUCGAUCAUAAUCGGCUCGGCGAAAUUCCACUGAGAGCUCUAUACAAUGCUACAGGUUUAUAUGAACUUUAUCUUUCCUACAACAACAUAAGUUCAUUACCCGCGUACGCAUUUGGAUUUUCCCAUCGGCUAACUCGUUUAGAUUUAUCGUAUAAUCAAAUCUCGUCCAUAGAUAAUUUUACAUUUGAAAGACAUCCACGUGCUUAUGCAGGCCCGUUCUUAAUCGAUUAUUUGGAUCUCUCGCAUAAUCAAUUAACAGUCUUAAACUCACACUGCUUUUCUUACUUAGUCAAUUUACGUUUAUUGAAACUACAGCAUAAUCAAAUCUAUGAGUUAUCCGCCGAUGUUUGGACGGGACUCUAUCGUUUAAAGUAUCUGGACUUAUCACACAAUUAUAUCGACAAUAUCACUCAAAUAUUCUAUAAUGCAUACUUGAGUGAAUUAAAUCAGUUGAAACUGACAUCGAAUAAUAUCAGUCAAAUAAAUUCUUGUGAAUUUCUUGCAUUACAAGCAUUGAACCGUCUGGAUCUUAGUAAUAAUUAUCUUUCAAAUCUUGACACAUGUGCAUUCUACGGUCUUCCUCGAAUAACAUCUCGUUCUUCGUUGCAUGUGUAUCUGCAUGCAAAUCAAUUCGAAACAUUGCAUCCGUGUACAUUCAAUAACUUUGCACGCUCAACAAUUCACAUUGAGAACAAUCCGUUGAUAUGCAAUUGUACAUUGAAUUACUUGUUACAAGAUAGGAAAUCUUUAGCGUAUACAGGACAAGAAUGUCGAGGAGGAUAUGUGUAUCAACUGCAAACACAAUUUUCAUCGCCAGCUAUAAGAAAAGCCAAUCGUAGGGCAGGAAAGAAGUUUGCCAACACGUCGAUAACAUGUCGAGAUGCUUAUAAAUAUUACAAUAAUCUGUGUCCACAAUCUGAUUGUAAAACUCUCUGUUCACCGAACGAACAAUUUGUUAUUCAAGUCAGCAAAAUAGCUCUACCGAAUCGAACAACAUCAACAUGUCGACGAACAUUUCUUCCAUUGUUGUUUUUUGUCUUCUAUGUGAUAUUAACUGAACAAGUCAGAGUCGUUGUUUAA
Molecule: messenger RNA, 1767 nt
Organism: Adineta ricciae
Lineage: Eukaryota; Metazoa; Rotifera; Eurotatoria; Adinetida; Adinetidae
Source: the annotation of a GenBank genome assembly